AUGGACGUCCGCUUGAACCUUGGGCUGCUCUUGCUGCUGCUGAUCGGGCCGUGCGGCGGCGCCAUGGACGAGUGCGCGGAUGAGCAGAGCGGGCGACCCCAACGCUGCAUGCCCGAGUUCGUCAACGCUGCUUUUAACGCCACCGUGGUGGCCACCAACACGUGCGGCAGCCCGGCCGAGGAAUACUGCGUGCAGACCGGCGUCACCGGGGUCACCAAGUCCUGCCACCUGUGCGACGCCUCCCAGCCUCACCUGCAGCACGGCGCUGCCUUCCUCACCGACUACAACAACCAGGCCGACACCACCUGGUGGCAGAGCCAGACCAUGCUGGCCGGCGUCCAGUACCCCAACACCAUUAAUCUGACUCUCCAUCUCGGAAAGUCCUUUGAUAUCACCUAUGUACGCCUAAAGUUCCAUACCAGCCGUCCAGAGAGCUUUGCCAUUUACAAGCGCACUCGAGAAGAUGGUCCAUGGGUGCCCUACCAAUAUUACAGUGGCUCCUGCGAGAAAACAUAUCACAAACCCAACCGAGGUUUUGUCAAAAGUUGGGAAGAUGAACAGCAGGCCGUUUGUACAGAUGAGUUCAGUGACAUCUCGCCACUCACCGGUGGCAAUGUGGCCUUCUCAACACUGGAGGGAAGGCCCAGUGCUUAUAACUUUGACAACAGUCCUGUCUUGCAGGAGUGGGUCACAGCUACAGAUAUCAGAGUAAGCCUCAAUCGCCUGAAUACCUUUGGAGACGAAGUAUUUAAUGACCCCAAGGUUCUCAAAUCCUAUUAUUAUGCAAUUUCUGAUUUUGCUGUGGGUGGCCGAUGCAAAUGCAAUGGCCAUGCAAGCGAGUGUGUGAAGAAUGAAUAUGGAAAGCUUGCUUGCCAUUGCAAACACAAUACCUUUGGGGUGGACUGUGAGAAAUGCCUUCCUUUCUACAAUGACCGGCCUUGGCGAAGAGCAACGGCUGAGAGUGCCAAUGAAUGUUUACGCUGUAAUUGCAAUGGACGGUCACAGGAGUGUUACUUUGAUUCAGAACUGUACCGAUCCACCGGCCAUGGUGGACACUGCACAGGCUGUUUUGGUAACACUGGUGGACCAAACUGUGAAAGGUGUCGGGAGAACUUCUACCGCCUGGGCAGUGAGGAGAGCUGCCUGCCAUGUAACUGCAGUCCUGUGGGCUCCCUCAGCACACAGUGUGACAAUUAUGGACGCUGCAGUUGUAAACUUGGUGUGAUGGGUGACAAGUGUGAUAGGUGUCAGCCUGGCUUCCAUUCUCUUACAGAGGCAGGAUGCAGGCGCUGCUCCUGCAAUCCAGCUGGCAGCACAGAUGAGUGCAAUGUGGAAACAGGGCGUUGCACUUGUAAGGAUAAUGUGGAAGGGUUCAACUGUGAAAGAUGUAAACCUGGAUUUUUUAAUCUGGAUUCUGACAAUCCCAGGGGAUGCAUUCCCUGUUUCUGUUUUGGACAUUCCUCUGUUUGUACCAAUGCAAUCGGAUACAGUACCUCCAAAAUUACCUCCACCUUCCAAACAGGAAAGGAAAACUGGCAUGCAGAACAGAGAGAUGGCUCUGAAAUCUCCAUUCGCUGGAUACCUGAGACUCAAGAAAUAUCUGUAAUCUCAGAUACACCUUUUCCCAUCUACUUCAGCACCCCAGGCAAAUUCCUUGGAAAUCAAAUUCUAAGUUAUGGACAAAACCUAUCAUUCUCUUUUCGGGUCGAUAAGCGAGACACUCGCCUUUCUGCUGAGGACAUAAUCCUUGAAGGUGCUGGACUAAGAGUAUCUGUACCUUUGAUUGCUCAAGGCAACUCCUAUCCCAGCGAGGACACCCUGAAAUAUUCAUUCAGGCUCCAUGAAGCAACAGAUUACCCCUGGAGGCCUUCUCUCACUCCCUUUGAAUUCCAAAAGUUGCUCCAUAAUUUAACAGCUAUCAAGAUUCGUGGGACCUACAGUGAAAGGAGUGCUGGGUAUUUGCAUGAUGUUACUAUCGUUAGCGCUCACCGUGGGCCUGGAAUACCAGCAACUUGGGUGGAGAGUUGUAUGUGUCCCACAGGAUACUUGGGGCAGUUCUGUGAAACCUGUGCCCAGGGCUACAGAAGGGAGACUCCAGGACUUGGGCCUUAUAGUUCUUGUGUGCCAUGUUUCUGCAACAAGCACAGUGAAACCUGCAACCCUGAAUCUGGAGCAUGUGACUGCAGAGAUAACACUGCAGGUCCUCACUGUGAGAAGUGCAGUGAUGGUUAUUAUGGUGAUGCCACCACAGGCACCUCUUCAGAUUGCCAGCCAUGUCCAUGUCCCGGGGGUUCAAGCUGUGCUGUAGUUCCCAAGACCAAGGAAGUGGUCUGUACCAGUUGUCCAGCUGGAACUACAGGUAAAAGGUGUGAGCUGUGUGAUGACGGUUACUUUGGAGAUCCUCUUGGCCAAAAUGGCCCCUUCAGGCAAUGUCGCCUCUGCCAGUGCAGUGACAACAUUGAUCCCAAUGCAGUUGGGAAUUGCAACCGCUUGACAGGAGAAUGUUUGAAGUGCAUUUACAACACAGCUGGUUUCUACUGUGACCGAUGCAAAGAUGGUUUCUUUGGGAAUCCCUUAGCUCAGAAUCCAGAGGAUAAGUGCAAAGCUUGCAAUUGUAAUCCUUACGGCACAGCAAAUUUGCAGAGAAGCUGCAAUCAAGUAACAGGCCAGUGUGAAUGCCUUUCACACGUCACAGAGAGGGACUGCAGCUCCUGCGAACCAGGUUUCUACAACCUGCAAAGUGGGCGUGGCUGUGAAAGAUGUAACUGCCAUCCUCUGGGCUCCACUAAUGGCCACUGUGACAUUCAGACCGGGCAAUGCGAGUGUCAGCCAGGCGUUACCGGCCAGCGUUGUGAGAGGUGUGAAGCCAACCAUUUUGGAUUUGGUCCUGAAGGCUGCAAACCUUGUGACUGUAACCCUGAAGGUUCCCACUCCCUUCAGUGCAAAGAAGACAGCCGUUGCGAGUGCAAAGAAGGCUUUGUGGGAAUCCGCUGUGACCAGUGUGAAGAAAACUACUUCUACAAUCGAUCCUGGCCUGGUUGUCAAGAAUGUCCUGCAUGUUACAGAUUGGUGAAAGAUAAGGUUGAGGAGCAACGGGGGAGGCUGCGCGAUCUGGAAAAUCUUAUAGCUAACAUAGGAACAGGUGAUGACAUCAUAACUGACCAGGCUUUUGAAGACAGACUGAAAGAAGCUGAAAGAGAAGUCAUGGACUUACUUCGAGAUGCCCAAAAUAUCAAAGAUGUCGACCAGGGGCUGAUGGAUCGUCUGCUGGAAAUUAACAGAACCCUUUCAAGUCAACUUGGUCGGUUGAGGAACAUCCAGAAUACAGUUAGUCAGACAGAAAGCCUGGCUGUGCAAGCCCAAGCCCAGGUGAAAAACACUGAGGGGCUGAUUGACAGUGCUUCAAAUAUGCUCCACAGGGCAAGGAUGGCUAUUGCCAAUGUGUCUAUCACUCCACCAGAAUCAACCAGUGACCCCAAUAACAUGACUAUCCUGGCAGAAGAAGCUCGCCAAUUGGCUGCAAGGCAUAAAGCGGAAGCCGAUAAUAUUGAGAAAAUAGCCAAGGAAGCAAAUGAUACGUCAUCACAAGCGUAUAAACUACUCUUGGACACACUAGCAGGAGAGAAUGAAACAACUAAUGACAUCGGUGAUCUAAAUAGAAAGUAUAACCAAGCAAAGAAUAUUGCCCGAGACCUAGAAAAGCAGGCAAAUAAGGUCUCUGCAGAAGCAAAAGAAGCUGGGGAAAAAGCUCUACAGAUCUACGCAAAUCUCACCACUCUGCCAUCCAUAGACACUGCAGGGCUAGAGAAUGAGGCAAAGAAUAUCAAAGAGGAAGCGCAGGAGUUAGAACUGCUCAUUAAAGACAAACUAAGAAAUUAUGAAGAUCUGAGAGAAGAUAUGAGAGAGAAAGAAUUGGAAGUUCAAAAUCUUUUGGAGAAAGGCAAGACAGAGCAGCAGACUGCUGAUCAGCUUUUGGCUCGAGCAGAUGCUGCCAAAGCUUUGGCUGAAGAAGCUGCCAAGAAGGGAAGCAACACACUCCGGGAGGCCAAUGAGAUCCUCAACAAUUUGAAAGACUUCGAUAAACGUGUGAAUGAUAACAAGACCGCUGCCGAGGAAGCUCUUAGGAAAAUUCCUGCCAUUACCCAGACCAUUAUGGACGCAAACAGUAAGACUCGGCAAGCAGAAUUGACACUAGGCAAUGCGGCUGCUGAUGCCAGAGAAGCUAAAAACAAAGCUGAUGAUGCUGAGAGAAUUGCUACGUCUGUAAAUAAUAAUGCUAGUGCCACAAAGGAGAUUGCAGACAACACCUUUAAGACUGUUACCGAGUUGGACAAAGAAGUUGAUGACAUGCUAAAGCAAUUGACAGAAGCAGAGAAAGAGUUAAAGAAGAAGCAACAAACUGCUGAACAAGAUAUGAUGAUGGCAGGAAUGGCUACACAAGCAGCUCAGGAAGCAGAAGAUAAUGCAAAGAAGGCAAAGAGCUCUGUGAACAGUUUGCUGAACAUGAUUAAUGAUCUUCUUGAAAAAUUAGCACGGGUGGAACCUGUGGACCAGAGUCAGCUGAGCACUAUUGAAGAUACUUUAAAUGCUGCAAAAAAUCAGAUGAAGGAUAGUGAUCUAGAUCGGAAAGUAUCUGAACUGGAGAAAGCAGCUGAAAAGCAAGCUAGUGCCAUCAGUGAAUACAACAGGGACAUCAGCACCAUUUUGAAAGACAUUAACAAUCUAGAGGACAUCAAGAAGACCUUGCCAAGUGGCUGUUUCAAUACCCCACACAUUGAAAAACCCUAAGGGUGUGCCAAGGGCAGGGUGGGGGCAUUCCCUCAGUGACUGGUGAAACAGUUUUGGCUGUGGAGUGCCUUAAUUCCUAGAUGAUGUUCUUCAGGACCUUGACCUCAUCUCCCACACAGUUCAGUCGUUCAUUCUUUCCUAAUUUGGGGUUGGGAGGUUUAUAUGAACUAAAAGCAAUUUAAUUACCAGCCUUGGGGCAUCAGAAAGAUAUCAAGACAUACACUCUAUACGCUUCUUUGCUCAAACACUCUACAUUCUUUUUCUCAGAAAUUUUAAUUUUAAUUUACAGUAUGAUGGACUUGUACCGAGAACUGAAGUAAGGGAGGGCACAAACACAGGCUCUUUUAUUCAUCCUCUUUUCCAUUCCUGUAUCUCCUUCCCUCCUGCAAAUUGUCGUUGAUCUAUGAAGGAAAUGGUUUGGCUACCAAAGUAUUAAAUAGCAAUGGCCAGGAUGAC
Molecule: messenger RNA, 5244 nt
Organism: Pseudonaja textilis
Lineage: Eukaryota; Metazoa; Chordata; Lepidosauria; Squamata; Elapidae
Gene: LAMC1
Product: laminin subunit gamma 1
Biological process (GO): animal organ morphogenesis; axon guidance; tissue development
Cellular component (GO): basement membrane
Source: RefSeq, a predicted model, not a curated record